This is a messenger RNA of Ostrea edulis (European flat oyster), 4548 nucleotides long. RefSeq names its product cullin-associated NEDD8-dissociated protein 1-like. Gene Ontology annotation, biological process: protein ubiquitination; SCF complex assembly. Lineage: Eukaryota; Metazoa; Mollusca; Bivalvia; Ostreida; Ostreidae. Gene Ontology annotation, cellular component: nucleus. The transcript has 32 exons. The coding region runs from base 176 to 3886 and encodes 1236 amino acids. The record is from RefSeq and is a predicted model, not a curated record.
AGAAAUAGUCGGGAUCGGGAUUUUGAUAAUAGGUGGCGCUUAGAAAGCUGCCAUAUUACGCAUGAUUUUGCCGAAAAAGACAACUUUGCACCGGGAUAAUAUCAACAAAUAGCAAAUUCAUUAGGACAGUCGUCCUUUAGGCAUAUUUGGUGCAGUAGAAUCAAAAACGACAAAAAUGGCAAGCGUCUCGUAUCACAUUGCAAACCUGUUGGAGAAGAUGACCUCCAAUGACAAAGAUUUUCGCUUCAUGGCAACUAAUGACCUGAUGACAGAGCUGCAGAAGGACUCCAUUAAGCUAGACGAUGACAGUGAGAGGAAGGUGGUGAGAAUGUUGUUGAAGCUCUUGGAGGACAAGAAUGGAGAAGUUCAGAACCUUGCUGUCAAAUGUCUGGGUCCAUUGGUGAACAAAGUAAAGGAGUUCCAGGUAGAGACAAUUGUUGACACGCUGUGUAGUAACAUGAUAUCGGACAAAGAACAGCUGAGAGACAUUUCCAGCAUUGGUCUGAAGACCGUGAUCAGCGAGUUACCCCCCUCCUCCACUGCUCUAGCAGCCAGUAUCUGUAAAAAAAUCACAGGACGAUUAACCAGUGCUAUAUCAAAGCAAGAGGACGUGUCUGUCCAGCUGGAGGCAUUAGAUAUUCUGGGGGACCUUCUCAGCAGAUUUGGAGGACUGUUGAUUAGUUUCCAUCCCAGCAUCAUGCAAUCCCUGCUGCCUCAGCUCUCCAGUCCAAGGCUGGCUGUAAGGAAGCGCGCCAUCAUUGCUAUCGGUUACUUGGUAAUGAGCUGUAAUUAUACCCUAUUUAAUGAGUUGAUUGAGUUUCUCUUGACUGAACUGAUCAAAAACACCUCCACAUCAACAACCAGGACCUACAUACAGUGUGUUGGGGCAAUUAGUCGACAGGCAGGACACCGCUUUGGUGAGCACCUGGAAAAGAUGGUCCCUCCCAUCGUGAGGUUCUGUAAGGAAGAGGAUGACGAAUUGAGGGAGUACUGUCUGCAGGCAUUUGAGUCGUUCAUUCGGAGAUGUCCCAAGGAAAUCUCACCAUUCGUUCAAGAGAUAAUCAAGAUCUGUUUGAUGUACAUCUGCCAUGACCCGAACUAUAACUAUGAUGACGAUGAUGAUGAUGCCAUGGAAACAGAAGGAGACGAUGAGGAUGAGGAAGAGGAAGAUGAGGAAUACAGUGAUGAUGAUGACAUGAGUUGGAAGGUCAGACGAGCUGCAGCAAAAUGUUUGGAUGCGGUGAUUGGGACUCGUCACGAAAUGUUAAUGGAAUUCUACAGAAAUGUAUCGCCAGCACUCAUUGCUAGGUUUAAAGAGAGAGAGGAAAAUGUGAAGGCAGACAUAUUUCAUGCAUUUGUGACCCUACUAAGACAGACACGGCCCACAAUCACAUCUGACACGGAUGCCAUGGAACAGGAUGGAGGACCAGUGUCCAUGCUACAGACCCAAAUACCGGACAUUGUGAAAGCAAUUCACAAACAGCUGAGAGAAAAGAGUGUGAAGACACGACAGGGGUGCUUCAGUCUCCUCACGGAGCUUGUACUGGUUCUCCCGGGGGCACUAGCCAAACACUUCGACCAGCUGGUGCCGGGUAUUAUAUAUUCACUGGGAGACAAGAAUUCUAGUUCUAACAUGAAGAUAGACACUCUGUCGUUCCUCAACUGUAUUCUAAUUCAUCACCAGCCCACUGUAUUUCUUCCUCACAUCAAAAUUCUUGUGCCGCCCAUUGUUCAUUCUGUUUCGGAUCCCUUCUACAAAAUCACAUCAGAAGCUCUUCUAGUGACGCAACAGCUAGUCAAGGUCAUCAGACCGCUGGAGGACCCAGUCCAGUUUAACCACAAACCAUUUGUCCCUGAGCUGUACCAGUGUACAUUGAAACGUCUGAAGGCAGCAGACAUUGACCAGGAGGUCAAGGAAAGGGCAAUCUCAUGCAUGGGACAGAUAAUUCGCAACAUGGGUGAUGGUCUAUCUACGGAACUUAGGGAAUGCCUGCCAAUUUUCCUGGAGCGGUUAAAGAACGAAAUAACGAGACUGACAGCUGUCAAAGCCCUCACAAUGAUAGCGGGCUCGCCUCUAAGGAUAGAUUUAAAACCAAUUUUGGAUGAGGGAAUCCCUGUGCUAGCGUCAUUUCUGAGGAAGAACCAGAGGGCACUGAAACUCAGCACACUGACGUGUCUGGAUGUACUAGUCAAGUGUUACGGUUCCUCGUUAUCUUCCACCAUGAUUUAUGAAGUCAUGAAUGAAAUGCCACCGCUGAUCAAUGAGAAUGAUCUACAUGUCUCUCAGUUGACUUUGAACUUGUUGACCUCAAUAUCCAAGACCCACAAGUCGUGUAUGGCAAGCCUGCCAAAUGAGAUUCUUCCCCAGAUUCUUCAGUUGAUCCAGUCCCCCCUACUACAGGGAGGGGCCCUCACAGCGCUGCUGGAACUGUUCCAAGCUCUCGUCAUUACGGGACUACCCAAACACGGCUUCAGAGAUUUCCUACAGCUGCUAAUUACACCUGUAUACAGUCCAACCACCACCACAAACAUGGGGUUCGCUGUCCACAAACAGGCUUUUCACUCGAUUGCUAAAUGUGUUGCUGCCCUGACAAUGAAGUGCCCAGGUGAAGUCAAUAAUGUAGUCACACAGUUCGUCAAGGACGUAAAAAAUCCAAAAUCCACAGACUCAAUCCGAUUCUUUGCGCUGCUGGCACUCGGUGAAAUUGGAAAGCACAUAGACCUGAGUGGACAUAGUGAAAUCCAGGCUGUCGUACUAGAUUCCUUUUCCUCACACAAUGAAGAGGUGAAAGCUGCGGCUUCUUAUGCUCUAGGAAAUGUCAGUGUUGGAAACCUACCAAAGUUUUUACCCUUUGUUUUGAAAGAAAUCGAAAAUCAACCAAAAAGACAAUAUCUUCUUCUGCAUUCUUUGAAAGAGAUUAUUAGCUGCGAGUCCACGUCUACAGCUGGUGUGGACAAUCUCAAGCCGUAUGUUUCUUCUGUGUGGUCUAUGUUGUUUAAUCACUGCGAGUGUCCAGAGGAAGGAACACGGAAUGUAGUGUCGGAAUGUUUAGGAAAACUGACUCUUAUAGAUCCUGGUAAUCUUCUCGGUAAUCUAAAGAAUCAUCUGAAUUCUCAAUCAGCUCUCACCAGGAGUACAGUCGUCACAGCAAUCAAGUUCACCAUAUCAGAUCAGCCACAAGGGAUUGACAAUUUACUUCGUAACUGUAUAGGAGAUUUUCUGAAGACUUUACAAGACCCCGACUUAAAUGUAAGGCGUGUAGCGCUAGUGACGUUUAAUUCUGCGGCCCACAACAAGCCUUCACUUAUCCGAGAUCUGUUGGACAAAGUGCUCCCUCAUCUCUACAAUGAAACCAAAGUUCGGAAAGAGUUGAUCCGCGAAGUAGAAAUGGGUCCAUUUAAACAUACACUAGAUGAUGGUCUAGAUAUUAGAAAGGCUGCCUUUGAGUGUAUGUACACCUUGCUGGAUUCCUGUCUAGACCGACUGGACAUUUUCGAGUUUCUGAAUCACGUUGAGGAUGGAUUGAAGGAUCACUAUGACAUUAAGAUGUUGACCUACUUAAUGCUGGUCCGACUUGCUCAUCUCUGUCCUAGCGCUGUGUUACAGAGAUUGGACAGGCUGGUGGAGCCACUGAGAGCCACCUGCACCACCAAGGUCAAAGCCCACUCUGUCAAACAAGAAUUUGAGAAACAGGAUGAGUUGAAAAGAUCGGCCAUGAGAGCUGUAGCCUCGUUACUGGGUAUCCCUGAUGCAGACAAGAGUCCACAAAUGAAUGAAUUCUUAUCUCAGAUCAAGCAGAGUACUGAACUGGGUGCCAUGUUUGAGAGUAUUCAGAAGGAUGCUCAGACCUCCACUACUGACAUCAUGAUGAUGGACACCAGCUGAGUCACACAAACUCUUUAUAGGCAGUCUGUGUCUUUGUGAUGUUUGUGCAAAAGAAAGUGCCAUGUGGAAGUGCUGUUUGUCGUUUUCUUAUUUAAAGAUUGAUAUUUUAUGAAUAGCAAACCAUGGUACAAAAACUUAUUUCUUAAUAAAGUGAAUAGUAUUGUUAAUUUUUGUAAGUUAGUGCUUAAUUGAUGACAGCUCCUGAAUUUGUUUGGAGAGAGAUUUUAGAUACGGUGUACAAAUGUUUCCUUAGGAAUAUGACUGUAUGUGUACAUUUAAAAGGACUUUGUCCCAGCUUUACAAAAUAUAUUAUUUCUAUCAGAUUUCUAUUUCGCAUAAUAAAAAUAUGAUUACUUUAUCGUUUGAAAUGUUUCUGUAGGAAAAAUAAGUGUGUGCAUAAAGAACAAAUAAAGUAUGGAGAUUGCCAUGGUGACUAAAUGUAUUUAUUGCAGAAAUAUAAUUUUUUGUAUGUUAUUUGUAUUCAUUUUGAGAAUACAAUUAUCUGUUCAGCAAAUUCUGCUAAAAUAUAUUUCCUACUCUAAGAAAUACUUAGUUGUUUACUGAUGGAAAGUGAGUGUAGUGAUGUUAUUAUUCUAUGAUACAAAACAAUGUGGCUCUUGUACCUUCUCAAUGAAGCAAACUAAUAAACAUUAGGAAUAUAU